Molecule: messenger RNA, 3378 nt
Organism: Neodiprion virginianus
Lineage: Eukaryota; Metazoa; Arthropoda; Insecta; Hymenoptera; Diprionidae
Gene: Tab2
Product: proteoglycan 4-like
Exons: 8
Coding region: 311-1984 (557 amino acids)
Molecular function (GO): ubiquitin binding
Source: RefSeq, a predicted model, not a curated record
CGAGUAACAAAACGCAGUGCACAGCUGAUCAGUGGUCUCGACGGACGGUCGCCGCUCGCUCGUAACAAUUUUUAAAACCCGAGGCAAGACGGAGAGUGUUACAAAACACGGCUCGGAACCGGGACCCGGACUAAAUAAUUCGCGACAUGUUGUCAACCCGGUGUCGAACCUACCAGUCCUCCUAAGUGCCUUUUUGUCUAAUUAAUACCGGUGUGCGUAGAACCCGAGUGAGUGUGACCGUUCCUUGUAAACUAUGGACGUUUCAAUGGUUGCCAUUCGGUAGGCCUUUCCACGAGGAUGGGGGCCUGCGAUGGGGGACUGUCACUGCUCUAACAUCGCGAUAAUGCAGCUAUUCCAUGAGCUGAAGCAGCAGUUUCCCGCACUCCCGGACCACGUCGUGUCACAGUGCAUUGCCCAGAACAGCCACGACAAGGAGACAUGCGCGCGAAGCCUUCGCGCGACGCAGGAGUCGCGGCCGCCUUCGGGCGCCUUUCCGCCCCCACCGCCCCCCGACACCCUGACCUCGAUCAACGCGAUGACCACGAAUCAUCAGGCCGCACCUCGUCCCCACCGGCCAGCCUCCCUGGACAUCGGUGUCGCCCACACCUGUCCUCGCACCCAAAACGGCGCCCCCGCAUCCGCACCGGCCGCGUGCCCGUCACGGGGCUUCUUCGACGACCUGACGAAUCCCAACAACGCUGGCUUCGAACUCAGCGUCAACGUAGCCUGCAGUCCUGCAGCUGGCAAUCGCGAUUUCCGAACGAUACCAGUAGUCGGCGGUACCUGUAAACGAAGCGCCCUGCUGGUAGAGCCCCGACCUCACUACGUCGGGCACGUACCCGAUCACAACGGGGGACUGACGAACGGCCUCGCCGACACCUCCCGGAGCUACACCUCCGUCAGCCUUACCCUGAGGCCCCCGACCUCCGAGCCCCAGCCUCCGAUCAACAUCAGAUCUCACGGCUCCAGCCUCACCUACUCGACCUCAUCCGUCGAUCCGAGGGGCUUCCAGAGUCGCCUUCAAAUCAGCAUCGGGCCCGGCGCCAUUGGCAGCGUGGCCGCCGCCAGGAUAAGGCCCCCGAUGGGUCCGACCAGGCCCACGACGCUGCUUCCCCCGGCUUCGACGCCCCACCGACCCCCGGGGCUUCCGGCCGGACCACCGAGCCAGCUGCCUCGUCCCACGACAACGGUGAGCGCGCCGACGACGCCUUCCGUUCCGACGACGUCGGGCCUCCCGCCCUCGACGAGCCUUCCAACGACACCCGCCUCACCCUCGCCCUCUACUUUCGCACCGAACGCCAACCCUCCACCUCCCAUCUUGACGAACACGACCGUUGCCGACUUCUUACAAUCGCCGGUAAACAAAGUGGCGGAUCAUCAAAAGCAGCUGGUCGCUGAGCAGAUGGUGAGAAGAAAUCGUCUCGCUAAGGAAUUGCGAGCGGAAAAAGGAAAACUGGACGCCAUGAAACGGGAACUGAAAUGUUUGGCAAGACCGUUCAACGCCGCUACGCCCCCGCAGGAGCUGGAGAGCAAACUUCGAAGCGAAAUUUACCAACUCCAGGUUGAAUGCGACAGGAUGGCUAGCGAAGUCGACCAAUCGUCAGACCCGGCAGUGCCUCUGGGAGAGACAAACGAAGAGUUCUAUCAAAGCAUCUACACAGGGCAGCCGUUCGUGCCCUUCGCUGGAACGAACCCGAGGCCACCGCCUCUGCCCUCUCGACCUCCAGCCUGGAUUCCGUCCGGGGACCGGGAAGAACGCGACGGACCCUCGUGGGUCUGCGGGAUGUGUACCUUCGACAACCAUCCGCUUAUGGACAAGUGCGAACAGUGCGAUAUGCCGCGUUUGCCCAGCCACAGUUCAGGUACGGCUAGUCUAAAGUGUUUGGUGCCCGUUGAGAGCUUGAGGCCACUUUUCAACUCUGGUACCACCCAAAAACGUGAUGACCAGGCCUCGAAGACAGCCCCGCUGACUCAGGAACGGUGAAUCACUGGUGCAGAUCGAACCGCAGUUGAUCUUUACCCUUUUGGGUUUGAUUGGAUGUUUACGGUAUUUUUCAACCAUUCGUUCACAGCUCGGUUUUUCCACUGGAGAUUUUUUCGUUUCGCGCUUUGAUGUGAAAGGGAGAUCCACUCACACAGUGUUUUUGAACAGUGACAGAUACUUGUCACAAGCCGACCGUAGACUUACAGUAGCAACGCGUUUGAACUUUUCGUUCGAUAUUAAUUCUCAACAAUUUUUUGCGAGACCGAGAUGACUAAACUGUAUGAAACGCGAUAGAAGUUUCUUAGACGACGAUGAAUGUAAUACAAAAGUGUGGGAAUUUUUUUUCCGUUAUAAUUUGACAAUUCACUUUCAUCUCACUAGCCCCAAAGUCGGUGGGGUUUUGCAAUUCUGCGUCCCAAUGAUUUUUGUAUUUUACUUUUGAGAAAAAUCACGUAUCAGUCGUGGGUCACCGGAGCUGAAACUUUGCUGCAUGAACCCAAAACCAAAAAUACUGUUACAAGUAAAGUGUCAAGUGUUGAAUGCAGUUUGAUAGAUUAACAAUUGCUCAUGUAUAAACGUUAAGUACAUAUAUAACACAUCACGUGAAAAGUGCAAUACAUCCCACAAUAAAUGAGGCCUAUUUUAAAAGCAUAACGUAUAAAUAAAUAAGUCAAUCACGUUUCAUUAAAAUUGAAUACACAAUCGCUUCAUGUUGAAGAUAAUUUCUAAACGUCAUGUAAAUAUAAAGGAUUUAACUUGAACGAUCCAAUUAGUUAUCAGAUGUAUGUACACGCAUUCCGUAAUUCAGUCCCCCACAUUUACUUUGCAAUUCGCGUGUAUAACGUUAUACACGCGACGUGUAUUUCUACAGUUACACUGUUAUAUUUUAUAAAGUGUGUUGAAAGGUUAACAAGAUCGUUGUAGAAAAUAAACUCCAAUAUAGUAAAUAGUUAAUAUGAUUUAUCGCUAGCCCGUUUCCGGCCUCUUUGGUGUAUAGUAAUAAUAACGGAAACCCCCGUCCAGCAAUUCUAUCGGUUUGAAUACUUAACUAAAUUUUUUAUUUUUUUAAAUGUUUUAGUUUUAUUUCUUUCCCCAUAACAAAGAAAGAAAAUUUUAAUAAGCUUCAUGUACAAAUAUUUUUUCAUGCAAUUAUCAUUAAAGCUCCAUGAGAACCUGAUCAAAUGUAUAGACUUUUGUUUUUAGAGGUAUACGCAGAGGCAGGCUCAUCUUCACACAAAAUAAUUCCUUAUUGAAUACUUGCGUAUGAUGUGACCUGAUGUCGUAAUGUUAACUACCAUGCAUAUGUUUUUCCUAAUAAUUGUACUCUGAAGGUUUUAUCAGAAUUUUAUGUGUGUCUUGCAUUCCAUGCAAAUAAAGAGACUAAUUACCAUGUA